AUGGGAAGCGUCCGCAGCUGGGAAGAAAUUGCGGCAGACAAACGGUCUCUUCGGGACAGAGCCAUCCAGCCAUACACAGUAUCCGACCUGGACCAACAGCCUCCCCGAGUGCAUAAUGUCCAUGAGCGCUCCCGGAUUGAUGAUCUGGUUUCACAAGAGAUCACCGAUAUACCGAGUGUUCCCGCUCUGCUCGCGCAACUGAGGUCAGGGAAGUACACGGCUGAGCAGGUGACUCUUGCAUAUAUCAAAAGGGCGGUGGUGGCUCAUCAGUUGACCAAUGCCAUCACGGAAACUGUCUUCGAGCAGGCACUGUCCCAGGCCCGUGCCUUGGAUCAUCAUCUCCAAAAAAUUGGAGAGCUUCAUGGGCCUCUACACGGCAUCCCUGUGACUGUCAAGGAUCAGUUCAAUGUGAAAGGGGUGGAUACUACGCUCGGAUACGUGGGCCGUUCGUUCUCGCCUGCGACUGAAGAUGCAGUCAUUGUACGGAUCCUCAAAGACAUGGGCGCGGUCGUGAUCUGCAAAACCAAUUUGCCCCAGACCCUCCUUUGGGCUGAAACGGAAAACCCGCUUUGGGGCCGGACAGUCAACCCGCGGAACCCCGACUUCAUCCCUGGUGGAUCUUCUGGUGGUGAGGGUGCCCUGCUGGCUCUACAUGGGUCCAUUUUGGGAUUGGGAUCGGAUAUUGGAGGAAGCAUUAGGAUUCCGGGAAGCAUGAAUGGAGUGUAUGCCUUCAAGCCGACGGUUAGUUCUGCCUCUGUGGAUUACUUGUUGCAGUCAUAUCUCCAGGGCGUUGCAGCCGCUUACCCGUCACAGAGUAGCAGGUUUCCAGCCAUCGGAGCGCCUGGGCCUAUGGAAGGUCAGGAACAUGUGCAUUUCGCGUUUGGCCCCAUGGCUCGUGAUAUGGAGUCACUGUCUUAUAUAAGCCGUCUGGUCGCGGGCUCGGAGCCCUGGGAACAGGACCCAAAGUGUGCUCCGCUUCCUUGGAAUGAGGCUGUUUUUCAGGAGGUACAGACGCGCCCUUUGGUGAUUGGAUUGAUCAAUGACGACGGCGUUGUCAGAGUGCAUCCUCCUAUUGAAAGAACUCUCCGAGACUUGGCGACCAAACUCAAGGAACAGGGCCAUGAAGUGAUCCCAUGGGACACAUCAGACCACCUCGAGUGCGCUCAACUCAUGGAUAAGUAUUACGUCGCAGAUGGGUUUGAGGAUAUCCUGAGAAACAUCAACGCUGCCGGAGAGCCAAUGAUCCCCCACGUGCAAGCGAUGGCCGAUCGGGCCCAGGGGAAAGCAUUGCCGGUGUAUGAAUAUUGGCAGCUGAACAAGAAGAAGGCGGCAUUGAGGCAAGCGUACCUUAGGAAAUGGACCACGGCUCGCUCUCCCUCUGGAAAGCCACUGGACGUCCUGCUAGGGCCGACAACUGCUCAUACUGCUGUUCCGCACCGGAAGCUGCGAUGGGUGGGCUACACCAAAGUUUGGAACUUGCUUGAUUACCCGGCCAUCAGUUUCCCGGUGGAUCAAGUUCGGAAAGAAGUCGAUAAGAAGCUGGAUGAUUACGAGCCACGCAAUGAGCUGGAUGCUUGGAACUGGGGCCUGUAUGAUCCAAACACCAUGAAUGGUCAUCCGGUCAGCUUGCAGGUUAUAGGGAAGAGACUUGAAGAGGAGAAGGUUUUGGGGGCUGCAACUGCCAUUGAGAGGGUAUGGAGGGGGGAGAAAUAA
Molecule: messenger RNA, 1713 nt
Organism: Aspergillus calidoustus
Lineage: Eukaryota; Fungi; Ascomycota; Eurotiomycetes; Eurotiales; Aspergillaceae
Source: the annotation of a GenBank genome assembly